CGCCCCCUAUUUCUGGUUAAUUCAUCAUGAUCUCUUAAAAUUCUUACUAAUCAAAAAAUAAUCUCUUAAUAAACUCUUCCUAAACAAUUUUUUUUAAAGUCGCCCCUUUAUAUGGAAUUUCUGGCUCCCUCCCUGCUAUCGUGUACACCAGCUCACACUAUCACUCACCAUUUCAUCAUCAAUCUUCUUCUUCUUCUCCACUCUCUUAUCUUCUAGAGGGUUUUUUGUUUUGAUCUCUAAUUCAGAAACCCAUAUUUCGGGAAUUGGGAUGUUAUAUGAAGAAAUUUGAAUGAGACAUUAGAAAGGAAAAAAAAAAUGAGACUCCUAAACGUGGCUUACGGUUUCAUUUCAUAAUUGUUACGAUAUCUUUCACUUAGCUUUUUGGUUAGUGAAAAUGGGAUUAGAUUUGACUCGUGUAGAUGUGGGUUUUGGUUCUAUUGAUCUAAUGCUUCGUUGAGAAAAAAAGUUGUUUUGCAGCUUUGAAAAUUUUGCUACUAGCGAUUCUGCUUUGGAAGUAAGAUCAUCUUAAAUUUUGGGUGCCUAAGAUUCCUUUUUCUGGUGAAUUUGCUUCUUCUCCCUGAAUUAGACUGCGAAAGGUUAGGUACAUAAAGGCCCGCACUAGUCUACUUAAAUUAUUGGACGAUAUAAAUGGGAGAAUUAUCUGUUGAUAAACAAAGUGACUAUCAAAGAGAGGAUUCACAGUUCUGUAGAUUGAAUAUGGACACCGAAACCUAUGAGGAGAAUGGUUUGAAAAUUAAUGAAAUGAAACUUGAAAGGUUCGUUGUUGAGCCAGAACAAGCAUCAACAUCUGUUGUCAGUCAAUUACAUAUGGUGGAAAGAGGUAUCGAGGAAUCGUUAAUUCUAAGAAGACAUAGGGUGGAUCUUAGAACACCUAAACAUACACGUUUCAUAAGUUUCAAUAAGAAAGAAUUGCAGCGUUGUUUGGAUUUUGUAGAAUUUAGUGCAUCUGACUCUCUAUUACUCUAUGGUCUGGAAACUCCAUACAAUAUCUCUUCGAACCCAAAGUCUUCAAAGAUGAAACUUUUGUUUGAUCAAUCAGAACCAAGGAAAAACAGGAGAAACAAUAGUUUAGGUAGUUUUAUCGUCCCAUGCCCGAUUGUAGCAGUGGACGGUAUUGUAGUUUCAGACACUGCUGGACAAUGGAUAGUGGGGGCAAUAGAUGGAAGGAUUAAUCUGAAUAACAUGUUGAUGAGUGGAUUAAUUCGCCAUUUUGGUUCGCCAGACAAUGAUAUGAAGUUAGGAGGAUUAGGAUCUAAUGAUGUUAAAGAAACAAACUGUUAUAGCUCUCCUUCGAAUAGUCCGAGUUUUAGUACCCCACAAAGUCUCGAAAUAGAAGAAUCACCUGUAGGAAAUCGAAGACAUGGGUCUAAGCCGUUAGGUCGAAGGCUUAUUUCGUCUUUAUCAAAUAUGAAAUCUGCAAGUUCAAAUCAGAUAUCUUUGCCUGCUUCUACCACUGUUUUUCAGGGAAUGCUUCACUGCACAUGGAAGAGUGGGAUUCCACAUUUUGUGUUCUCAUUUGAUGAUCAUAAUGAAAUCUUUAUAGCUGAUCUCUUGAAGGUUGAGUCCUCCGAUUAUAAGGACCUUGAUUACAUGUACAUGUUUCAUACAAGAAAAAGGGUUUCAAAGAUGCAUGGGAGUUACCAAAAUGUGCCCGAUCUUAUCGGUAAGAUGAAGGUUUUAAAAUCAUCGUUUUUGUGCUCAAAUAAUUCGAAAUUUACGGAGACAGAGUUCGUAUUAUUUGGUACUAAAGAAGAUCAUCUUGUGGAUGUGCAAAGUUCAGACUCUACCAUGAGGAAGCACAAGGGGUCACCUAAAAAUGUAGUGGAAAUGUUUAGAGCGAACCAUUUGUUUAAGCACAAAGCUACUCCUAAAUUUGGUGCUACAGGCUCUACACUUAAAGAUUGUUUUUCAGAUCCAUGUGAAAAUAUGUGCAACAAGCUUGAUGCUUUGGAUAGAAGGAACCUUUUAGAAUGUCCUAAGGAGUUUGAGCUAGCUGCCAUAGUUGUGAAAGAUCAUCUCCAUGAGAAUUGCCUAGAUGUAACAAUAGGAGGUUGGGGCUUGAAAUUCUUGGAGAAAGCUAGAGUUAAACCGGCUGAUGCCUACUUAGGAGCCUCCAUUUCUUCUGGUUAUGGCCGUGAAAAUUUGCAAACUCAAAGUGACUGCUCUACUAGCAUGAAUGUUUUAGUCCCAGCUGGGAUGCACAGUGGUCCAAGAAGUAAACAUGGAGGUCCAUCAAGUCUUACCGAGAGAUGGCGGUCUGACGGUAAAUGUGAUUGCGGAGGUUGGGAUGUUGGUUGCCCUCUCACGGUUCUCUGUAGCAGAUCAGAUGGACAUGAAGAAUUCACCAACCUUGAUACGCUAGACGAGUGCAAGUCGUGUGAUUUAUUCAAAGAGGGUUCGGACAAAGAUUUCCCCAUGUUGAGGAUGGCGAAGAUUCAAGACGGGUUGUGUGUUAUUCAUUUCCAAUCGACACUGUCAUCAUUACAGGCUUUCUCCAUAGGAGUUGCAAAUAUUCAUUCCCGGUAUAAAUUCACUCUUUGCUCUAAAAAUGUAAAGAAGUUGAGUCAGUAAAGGUCAGGGAUAAAAAUUAUUGCGUGAUCCGAGAAAAUGUCAAUGCUCUUGUUGUAAAAUAUGAAGUGAUUAUUUAUAUAGUUUGUAUUACUGUAAAACAAAAUAUAAAUGAAUGAUUCUUUUUAAAAAAAAUAAUUUAUUUAAUUU
This is a messenger RNA of Papaver somniferum (opium poppy), 2739 nucleotides long. RefSeq lists its product as uncharacterized. Lineage: Eukaryota; Viridiplantae; Streptophyta; Magnoliopsida; Ranunculales; Papaveraceae. The record is from RefSeq and is a predicted model, not a curated record. Bases 649 to 2592 code for a protein of 647 amino acids. The transcript has 4 exons.